This is a messenger RNA of Komagataella phaffii GS115, 426 nucleotides long. RefSeq lists its product as hypothetical. Gene Ontology annotation, biological process: translational initiation; negative regulation of translation. The coding region runs from base 1 to 426 and encodes 141 amino acids. The record is from RefSeq and is a predicted model, not a curated record. NCBI's taxonomy places the organism in Eukaryota, Fungi, Ascomycota, Pichiomycetes, Pichiales, Pichiaceae. The transcript has a single exon.
AUGGUCAAAUACACAGAAGAACAAUUAUUAGAAUUACAAAGUCAUGCAGUGGUCUCAAAGAAAGAUGCUUUGGAAGCAUUCAAUGCUCUUGUCGAAGAAGUAAAGACGCAAGUUCCAGAUGACCAGUUCCUUAAUGGCCGUAGACGUUCUUCAGUGCUUGGCACGAGACCUGUGUUCAGAAAGAAGAAGGCAGAUCCUCCAAAGGUGGACGAGGAUGGAUUCAUCAUUUCUAGUGGCAAAUCUACUCGCAAAUCCGUCAGUGCAAGCGAUGAUGUUGAAAUUCAGCAAUUCAGAGAGCUCAACUUGAAAGUCAAGUCAAGUAAGAUUUCUUCGAAUCCUGCAGACUCUUCUACCCUUGUAGAUCAGCCCAAGGUUGCCUUUAACGCAUUUGACGCUCUUAUGGACAGUGAUGGUGAUAGCGAAUAG